UAACAUCACAUUGCACUGUGACAUAUGGACGUCCGUCUUGACAACAGGAAGGACGAAGGCAUCGAACUGAAGACCUACUCGUAUGGCAUUCAGACAGAAACAGACGGCGGACACGAAUUCACAUCAACCUACCAAUGCAUCUCGUCAAUCGACGACCAGUUGAUUUUGGGUGAAGAAUGCAAACUGGCGCCUCAGGUUGGCAAGCGGUGGGGUCGAAUGGCGAUCUUUGUGUCUUGGAUUUCUGUCGUGAUGAACAUCCUGAUGGCAAGUGCUGCUUUCGCUUUUGCGUUUAUUGGGAAUAGUCCGGCGUCGUUUGGAUUUGCGUUUAAUUCGUUCCUUGAUGCCUGCACAUCUGUGAUUGUAUUGUGGAGAUUCUGGGGCUCGGCAGGUGCCAAGUACUUGUGGCAACGAGAGAGAAAGGCAACCAUUCUUGUUGCCUGGCUUUUUGUAAUAUCAGCAUUUGGUAUAAUUGCUCGAGCAAUUGUGGCUCUCAGACAAGAUACGAAACCAUCAGAUACUGUAGCCAUCAUCAUUUUCGCUUCAAUCAGCUUAACCAUGGCUGGAAUGAUGGCGUGGAUGAAAUACACAAUUGGACUUCGAAUGCAUAGCACCGUACUAAAAACUGAUGCUCUCAACAGCCUGAUGGGUAUGUUUAUGGGAUUGGGAGUUGUCAUUAGUACAGUCGUGUACCACGAGGAUGAGAAAGUUUGGUAUCUUGACUCAAUUGUAGGCAUCAUCAUUGCCAUUCUCUUGUUCGUCACCGGUCUCAGGAUGUUGACAAAAUUGCUUUCAAGACGAGGGAAGCUCAGUCCACCUGUUCGUUAGCUGUUGGACAUUUGUGAUGUAUAUAGAUAUCAAUGACGUUUGUAUUGUAACCAGGAAUAAUAUAAGUGAACUAACUAGGAGAGGAGACAUUUCAUAUUAUCUGUAGUUCCUGAUAAUAAUAAUAAACAAAUUUAUUGUUUGACUAA
This is a messenger RNA of Corticium candelabrum, 971 nucleotides long. RefSeq names its product transmembrane protein 163a-like. Gene Ontology annotation, biological process: transmembrane transport; monoatomic cation transport. Bases 25 to 825 code for a protein of 266 amino acids. Gene Ontology annotation, molecular function: monoatomic cation transmembrane transporter activity. Gene Ontology annotation, cellular component: membrane. NCBI's taxonomy places the organism in Eukaryota, Metazoa, Porifera, Homoscleromorpha, Homosclerophorida, Plakinidae. The record is from RefSeq and is a predicted model, not a curated record. The transcript is spliced from 8 exons.